CGCCAGCUUAAAAUGAGUAAACAUAAAGAUCCCUGACACAAAUAUACUCAGUUUUUCCUCUUUACGUUUAAUGCAGUUGAUCAAUUUGUUCAUCGUUUGAGGGUGAGGAAGCUGUAGCUUCCUGCUACUCUUCCCUGCCAGAGAGGAAUAGAAACGGGCUGUACGGAUCCCUCAUCAGCAGCAGACCCGUUCAACACGCGAGGAGAAAUGUCUGACGAAGAAACAGCCCGGUCGACCUGGAAAAAGACGGCGUUAAGUGCCACCUAGUGGCGACGCGUUGAAGUGAAGCGGUGUCAUCGUCAGUGGCGUGUAGGAGGCAAUGCCAUGCUCCCGCGGCCGCUGCACAGGCCGAGUUAUGCUGAGUGAAAACCUGCUUUUUGGGAUGGGAAAUCCCUUGUUGGACAUCUCAGCUGUUGUGGACAAAGAUUUCCUUGACAAAUUUGGACUGAAGCCGAAUGACCAGAUCCUGGCCGAAGACAAACACAGAGCCUUGUUUGAAGAAAUUGUCAAGAGAAGCAAAGUUGAGUACCACGCCGGUGGCUCUACCCAGAACUCAGUGAAAAUCGCUCAGUGGAUGCUCCAGAAACCACACAAGGUGGCUACCUUCUUCGGGUGCAUUGGGAAAGAUAACUUCGGUGAGAUCCUGAAGAAGAAGGCUGAGGAAGCCCAUGUCGAUGCCCAUUACUAUGAGCAGAACGAGGAGCCAACUGGUACCUGUGCAGCCUGCAUCACUGGAGACAAUAGGUCCCUUGUUGCUAACCUGGCAGCGGCAAACUGCUACAAAAAGGAAAAACACCUGGACUUGGACAGCAACUGGGAACUGGUGGAGAAAGCCAAGGUCUAUUAUAUUGCGGGGUUUUUCCUGACUGUUUCUCCAGAGUCGAUCCUCAAGGUGGCAAAACACGCUGCGGAAAACGGCAAAAUCUUCUGCAUGAACCUCUCGGCACCAUUCAUCAGCCAGUUCUUUAAAGAGCCCCUGAUGAAGGUCAUGCCAUAUGUUGACAUCUUGUUUGGCAACGAAACGGAAGCGGCCACAUUUGCCAAAGAGUUGGGCUUUGAGACGGAUGACAUUGCGGUGAUUGCGCACAAGACCCAAAACCUCCCCAAGGAGAAUGCAAAGAGGCAGCGAUUGGUGGUCUUCACCCAGGGCAAGGACGACACCGUUGCAACUGUUGGAGACAAAGUGACCAUGUUUCCUGUUUUGGACAUCAACCAGAAUGAUAUUGUCGAUACCAACGGAGCAGGGGAUGCCUUUGCUGGAGGAUUCCUCUCUGCCCUGGUCCAAGAGCAGUCAUUGGAGGAGUGCAUCCGGGCCGGACACUAUGCAGCCAACGUCAUCAUCAGACGGGUCGGAUGCACCUUCCCCGAGAAACCGAAUUUUCACUGAUGGAGCCGAAAUGUUAUUCCCACAAGAUGCUUACUAUACCAAUUUGUACUCUUCAGGGUUUUAUGUGCAUUUUUCUAUUUCCUGUGACUGACAUUAUGAGACUAAUCGCUGCAGCUUGACUGUUUUAUCAAGCUAUAAUAAGGAACUGAGAUAUUGUAAUGCAAUACAAACAAUGUACUAGCAUUGAACAUUGGAAGUAGGUUAUGUGAAAGGCUGCAUUGUUGGUAUUUGAGAAUCACAAUCUGAAUUUCUGAAUAGGUAAUGACAAGUUUGAAUCAGUAACAUAACCACUGUUUUGGUCCAUCAUCUUCAUGGAAAGAUUUAAAAGUAUUUAACAAUAUAAUUUAAAUUUAUGGAAGAAAGUGAUCAAUUCCUUAGAAAUGCAUCAUACUGUUGGAACAGCUCAAGAAUUUCUUAGUAGAGUGUUUAUAAAAAUCUGUUUUUUUGCUCCCUUAUCUGAGAGUUACGACUGACUUGUGACCACAAAAUGCAAAUAAACAGCCUUACGAUGCA
Molecule: messenger RNA, 1900 nt
Organism: Girardinichthys multiradiatus
Lineage: Eukaryota; Metazoa; Chordata; Actinopteri; Cyprinodontiformes; Goodeidae
Product: adenosine kinase-like
Exons: 12
Coding region: 320-1387 (355 amino acids)
Biological process (GO): purine ribonucleoside salvage
Cellular component (GO): nucleus; cytosol
Molecular function (GO): adenosine kinase activity
Source: RefSeq, a predicted model, not a curated record